Hemicordylus capensis (graceful crag lizard) is the source of this 5252-nucleotide messenger RNA. It is a transcript of the gene CRK, whose product is annotated as CRK proto-oncogene, adaptor protein. Bases 207 to 1121 code for a protein of 304 amino acids. The transcript is spliced from 3 exons. The record is from RefSeq and is a predicted model, not a curated record. Lineage: Eukaryota; Metazoa; Chordata; Lepidosauria; Squamata; Cordylidae. Gene Ontology annotation, molecular function: protein binding.
GUCCCCGCGGCGGCGCAGGGCGGUGACGCACUUCCCGCAGUGGCGGCGGCGGUCCUCCCGCGGACGUCACUUCCGGGCGGCGAGGCGCGGCGGCCGCCAUCUUGGGCGGCAGCCGUAGUAGGAGUCUCAGCAGCAGGAGCAGCAGCCUCAGCAGCCGCGCUGGCGGGCCCGCCUCCGCCGCCUCCUCCCCGCCGCCAGCAGCCGCCAUGGCCGGGCAGUUCGACGCGGAGGACCAGGCCAGCUGGUACUGGGGGCGGCUGAGCCGGGCUGAGGCGGUGGGGCUGCUGCAGGGGCAGCGCCACGGCACCUUCCUGGUGCGCGACUCCGGCACCAUCCCCGGCGACUUCGUGCUCUCCGUCUCCGAGAGCUCACGCGUCUCCCACUACAUCGUCAACAGCGGAGCCGCCGCCGCCGCCGCCGCCGCAGCAGGAGGGGCGGCCCCCCCGGGGUUGAACCCUUCUAGGUUCCGAAUCGGCGACCAGGAAUUCGACUCGCUGCCGGCUUUACUGGAGUUCUACAAAAUACACUACUUGGACACUACCACCUUGAUCGAGCCCGUCUCCAAAUCCCGGCACAACAGCGACGUGCCCCUGAGGCAAGAGGAAGCCGAGUACGUGCGCGCGCUCUUUGACUUUAACGGCAACGACGACGAGGAUCUUCCCUUUAGAAAAGGAGACGUCUUGAGAAUCUGGGAGAAGCCGGAAGAGCAGUGGUGGAACGCAGAAGACAGCGCAGGCAAGCGCGGCAUGAUCCCCGUCCCGUACGUGGAGAAAUUUAGACCCGCCUCUGCGUCCGUGUCGGCUCCGAUUGGAGGUAACCAGGAUCCUUCCCUCCCACAGCCGCUGGGGGGGCCGGAGCCGGGCCCCUAUGCCCAGCCCAGCAUCAACACUCCGCUGCCCAACCUCCAGAAUGGCCCCAUUUUGGCCCGGGUUAUCCAGAAGCGGGUCCCCAAUGCCUACGACAAGACAGCCCUGGCUUUGGAGGUCGGUGAGCUGGUGACAGUCACCAAGAUUAACAUGAGCGGCCAAUGGGAAGGCGAGUGCGGCGGCAGGCGGGGCCACUUCCCCUUCACGCACGUCCGGCUGCUCGACCAACAGAAUCCGGAGGAGGACUUCAGCUGAGUCGGGCCCGCCUGCUCCGCUUCCAGAUGGGACCAGCCCCGCCGGGUCUUGACUGCAGCUGCCAUCCAGACUGUGUUCCUCCAGGUGUCCCCCAAGCCGCGUGGCUUCCGCACGCAUUCUGCCUGAGAUUGAGCCCCGGGACCCACCACUUCCGAGAGGCUUGUGGCUUCAGGGUACGAACCGCGGUGGCUUCUGGCCUGGCUGGGGGGGGGGGGGUCUAGCCCAUGAGGAGGAGAGGGGUCUCCCGUCCCCGCCUGCCGCCAUGGGGGGUGCGGAGGUGGGGGUCUCAUUCCUGGCUUCCCCCCCCGGUCCCAUGGCUUUCUCCGUAGGUGGUAAACCAGCACGGUUUGUCGGGAACUCACAACUUGCUAACCCGAGAGCGCCCCCUUUUUGGAUUAGACCUGUCUCUGUAACUCCUGUGUCAACUGCUUGGUUGCCUAAUCAGUAAAUUUAUUGCACGGUGCAGGCAAUAUUCCUUCCUUCCUUCCUUCCUUCCUUCCUUCCUUUUUAUUUUUAAGUGUAGUCUUUUGAUACUGGGAUUGCUGUGGCUUUGCUGGCCCCACUUGGCUGGGUCGGGGCCAAACCCGAGUUCUCCGAGGGGUCCAGAAAUGUGUCCCCAGUACAGACCUAGCCGGUAGCCGUUUUUCAUGUUCCGAGUAGAUAUUAAUAUUGACGCAUAUAGAUGGGCCAUGAAGCCUCCCUCCGAGUGCGGAGGACGGAGGCGUCACGAGUCUGAUUAAGAGUCCGUGUGGCUAAACUGACUACAGAGCUGAGCACUACGCUCCAGAAGUGACUAACCGGCUGCAGGAAGGAGAAGAGACCACCAACUCAACCCCCCCCCCCGAGCAUUUUUGAGUACCUGAAUCCAAGACGGGGUCUCCCCCCCCCCCUUUCUAAGUUCUUUGCUAUUAGAAACUGGGGGGGGGGGUCGUCUUAAAUUCCGGGUCCCUUCCAGGUUAAUCCAGGUAUAUCCUGUAUUUAACGUCUCCUUUUUAUUUUUUAGAGAGAGUAGUCUUCCAUUUGGAGUCUUCCAUUUGGGUAAACGCAGCGCUCUUAACUCAUUCACUAUAGCAAGACCAAUGCCGCCUUCUUAAACUGAAAUACCAAAUACCUCCUUGCUUCUAAACCGGCUGUUUUGGGGUUGUGUCUCUUCCGUCUGUAAAGCGUCCACCUGGUGGAUCCCGGAAGGUCUUGUUUUUAAUAAACUAAUGGAAAGACUUAAAAACGCUCCUGGGUUGAUUCUCGGACAUCCGCAGGCCACCAGCGAGGGGCGCCUUCUCGCGCUUCCGUGAUGCACGACUUGAACGUUCCGGGUUCGGGUGCUCCCCCUCCCCUCCCCUCCAGCUCAUGCGACCAGAACGGCUUGUCCUUACAAGGCUGGCGUUUCAGAAGGGUCUUCCUCAUGCAAUGACGAGGAGGUCAAACGUCCCCGGGGAUGCUUGUGCCGAGCAAACGCUGGGAGGCGGGCUUCCCUUGCAGAAGACGGCGUGUGCCCGAGUCCCCCCGAACAGGCUGCCGUUCAGUCUGCCUUCAGCACGGCCACGGGCUAGUGGCGUCUCUUCCCUUCUGCCCAAACGGAGCUGCUUUGGGGCUUCUGCUCUCCUUGUGGGGUGGGAGACAGGGUCUAGCUGUGCCCGCCAUUCAGGCUGGGAUAUGACGGUGGCCUUAAGCAUGGAGCCGGUGGUUGCGGGAGCUAGGCCAGCUGGCUUGGGGACUACAGUGCCCAGCGUCCCCAACCACAGCAGCCAGUAGUCAGUGUGAUGGGAGUUGUAGUCCAACAUCGGCAGGAGUGUCAAGAGUUGUGCCGGGGCUGUAACAGGGGAGUCCCAGAUGUUGUUGACUGGAACGCCCAUAACGCCAGCCAAAGGCGGCUGCAGCUGGGGAGGAGUUGUAGUUGACAACAUCUGGGAAUCUCAGCCAGGUGGCGGGACCUACAACUGCCGUCAUCCGCUGUUGCCUGGGGAUGGUGGGAGUUGUAGUCCAACCGCUUCUCGGGGCCCCCGGUCCAGACCCUGCCUCGAAUCUGGGGAAGUCACCCCACCAGUUGCCUUCAUGAGCGUGACUGGGUUUGCGGGAGAGCGUAGUGAGACUGUGUUGACACUGCAGCUUGACUGGGAUGUAGGAACUGCGCCCUUUCUCGGGCCAGUUUUUCUGCUCCGUAUUUCCCUUUGCCUUUUCCCCAGCACACUUCAAGGUAGCAGAAAGCUCCCUGUUAAACCGCUUCACGAUGCGCCCUUCCAAUCUCCGGGGAUCCUCCUCAUUUGCGGCGGAUUAUGGCUCUUUGAACCGACUUCAGUGUUUUGUCACGGGGACAGCGUGUUAAAUAGAAAUGCCACUCUUCUAUUCUAAAACACCACCUGCCACGUUCUUCAGUAGAAGUGCCUCUGUUUUUUAGUUCGAGGACCUCCGUUUUUAUUCAGAAGUGCAGCCCAUGGGCUGAUAGCCUGGCAAACGAAGACUCCUGCCUGUAACCUUGGAGACGCUCUGACUCAGUAUACGGCCGCUUCCUCUGUCCUUAUGUCUGCGCGAGGAGAUCGCGUUGCGGUGCUAAAACCCGGGGAUCCCUUGGUUUGCGGAAUUGUGUGCUUGUACGACGUUCCCUUUGUGCACAGCUGUUGUGCAAAAUAGUUGUGCACAAUAGUGCAACGCUAGUCUGGAAGGCAAGUUAGUUUUGCAUUGCAGCAGCAGCAGGAGGUGCGUUACCAGGAUCUCCGCUGUGGCGUGGGCUAAUAAAAGUAUGCCGGCCCAUUUCAGAUAAUCGAGGAGAAUCGUAUCUGGCUGUCUUUCUCGAGGAGUUCAGUGGAGAAAUCCUUCUGGUCAGCUACUGAAUAUUAUUCAGAGGGAAGUGGAGUUAAGUGAAUUACCCCGUGAGGCAGACCCAUAAACUCUGGCUAUUGGCACCAUCUCAAGGGACGAAGGCUCAUAGGGAUUUUUGGCAACGUUUCGCCCCCCCCCCCAAGAGACAGAAAAGAGGUGCAAGCCUCAUUGCACUGACACUUCUCAGUGUGGGGUCCCACCCACCCCGAAGCGAUUGCAGGGCUGCUGAGCUCCGGCCCUCCUGCCUAUGUUGGCCUACAACUCCCAUAAUCCCUGGCUAUGGGCCACUGUGGCUGGGGAUUAUGGGAGUUGUAGUCCAGAAGCAGGUGGAGGGGGGGCAAAGUUGAGCAGCCCUGGGUGAGGGUCAAAUUGCAGCCAUGUUUGCACAGAACGAAGGCCUAGGGGUAGCCAGGAGGAAAUGGCUGUCCUCUCUCCAUGGAGUCCUCUUCGGAGGAUAUUCCUGCCCAUUCCCAUUCCACUGACCACCUCGCUGAAACGGCACCGUCGUUGUGGUGCUUCUUAAGGCUUUUCCGUACACCAUGGCAAAUGUGGCGGCUGACGGUCAGGGCAAGGAAAGCGCGCGGAGACCCUGGAAGCGGAGAGCCUUGCAGCGCGAUCGCCUCUUCCAUCUCCAGGGAGGCAGACCCUGCCCCAAAUCGCCACGAGCAUUCGUCACUCGCCAGCCACCCCAGCUGGCUCAUGGCCCGGGUCAGGGGCUGCACACCUUUGGCCCUCUUGACUACUGUAGCGGGGGAUGAUUGGAACUAGAGUCCAUCAACCCAGGAGGGCCGAAGUUCUGCAUCCCCGGUGCCACAUCUACAAACUCCCAACUCCUGGAUAGGAACAGAGGCCUGGGUCUGCAGUGGCAGUUCUCCUUUGGCGGUUCUUGGAGAGCCUGGAGGCCGGCCGUCACUUGGGCAGUGUUGGGUUUACCGGUUCAACGGCUGGAGUGAUCCUCUCAGCACCGCAGGGUGCUCGGUUUUUGCACUGCUAUGCUGCGCUCAGUUGCUCCGGACUGUUCUGUUUCCGCUGUUUCCGCUCUGACUUUCCAGCCCAGCCUUUCGUACGAAAACCGGAUGUGGUUAAAUCUUUGUUAAUUAAUUUGCUGGAUUCUUUUUUUUUUUUUUUUUACUGUUGAGUAUUUUAAUCAUCGUUAAUAACAGUUCAUUUAGGUGAAAGAUAAAAACAUGGACAAAUGUGCCAAUGUAUUAUAUAACACUACUACACACUUUCCUUGACAGCUAAUAUUUUUUUUUGUAGCGUGUAAUCAGACAUGUCCAUAAUACCUGAAGUAAAUAAACAUUGCAGAAACCA